Molecule: messenger RNA, 963 nt
Organism: Cyphellophora europaea CBS 101466
Lineage: Eukaryota; Fungi; Ascomycota; Eurotiomycetes; Chaetothyriales; Cyphellophoraceae
Exons: 4
Coding region: 1-963 (320 amino acids)
Source: RefSeq, a predicted model, not a curated record
AUGAUAAGCAGAGAUUCAGCAGAAGGCGCGACGGACGGGCCAGCAGCUAUCGUCCUUACCAAGGAGGAGCGGCGGCGAGGUAUAUACGCUCCAGAAACGCUGGGAAAGGUCCUUUCGGCGCUGCACCAAGAUGGCUUGGUGCUGUUGAAGGGUAUCAUCGAUGUCGGACAUAUCGACGCUAUUAAUAGUAAAAUGUGCGAAGAGGUCGAGCACUUCCUAGCAGAUCCGAAGCAGGCAUUCAACCACGGCAUCAAGUCGAACUUCCUCCAGCGCCCACCAGUUGCUGAGCCUUCGCUCCUCUUCGAGGAUGUAUAUUUCAAUACUUUCCUGUUGCAGGUCGCCAAUGCAUACCUCGGUCACAAGCCGAUCUUCAACUGGAUCACAUCAAACAACGCCCUUGCCAACACAGGCGGAGUACGCCAGCCGGUGCACAAAGAUAAUGCCUUUGUCCAUCCACAAUUUCCGUAUUACUUUAUCGCCAACAUACCUCUGUGCGACUUCAGUGUCGCCAACGGAGCGACCGAGUUCUGGCUCGGAAGCCACAGUCACACGUCACAAGCCGAUCAACUGAAGGCAACGGGAAAAGACCUCGACAUAUACCCGCAUAGCAAGCUCGGAGAACCCAUUCCCGGCAUCACAGAGGAAGCGCUGAAGGUGAGGAGGGCAGUAAGACCACCUGUGCAGCCAGAGUGUCACAAGGGAGACGUCAUGAUCCGCGACAUCAGGACAUGGCACGCAGGGAUGGCGAAUGGAAGUGACAUGCACAGGAUUAUGAUAGGGCUGGGAUAUAUGAGUCCAAGCUAUCCCAACUUCUUGCAGAGAUGCCAUCUUCCGGAAAGUCAGAGGCCGUUCUGGCUCGGAAGCGACAAAGUCGAGUUGAGGGCCAAUUUCUGGGACGACGAGGAGUUCAAGAAGACCAAGAGAGACUCUGAAUUCCUGCUGCGGCCAACAUAUCUCUGCUAG